UCAUCACCAACGGCUCUGGUUGAAGCUAACUUGAUGCUAGUGACACGAGCUAAACUCGAUUUCAUUCAGGAGAUAAACGACCAACGUUUGUCGCAUUUGUAAAGAUAUUAAGUCGCUGAGCAGCAUAGUUUUAUAACAAUGUAACGCAAGGUUUCUUUAACCAGCAGCUGGCAUCUUUGAGCCGUACAGGUGCAGCCAGCUAACGUUAGCUCGUUCCGGGCUAGGCUAGUUGGCUCUUGGGCUAACGGAGCUAGCUCGGCGGAAUGGAUCUCUUCGACGACCUGCCGGAACCGAGGCAAACAUCCGCUGGAGUUUGGUGUGAUUCCUCCUCAGGUCCAGUUCCAUCAGCGACCACAGCUCCACCACAGACCACCACAGAAGAAGAAGAAGAAGAGGAGGAAGAGGAUGAGGAGGAGAAGAAGAAGAGAUUGAAGCGGAGGAGAGAGGACGCUGAUGAAGAGGGGGAGGUCAAGAGAGUUUGUAAAGAAGGCCUCCCCGUGCUGAAGGGCUACGUGGCGGCGCGCCGCGGCGAGCGCGAGGAGAUGCAGGACGCUCACGUCCUGCUGCCCGACAUGAGCAGCUACCUGAGCGCUCGGCCCGGUCCAGCGUCUCGCGUGUCCUACUUCGCCGUGUUCGACGGUCACGGAGGAGCUCGGGCCUCCCGAUUUGCCGCCGAGCAUCUCCACCACAUUCUGGCCACCAAGUUCCCGAGCGGGGUAACGGGGAACAUGGACGUGCUGAUCAAGAGAUGUCUCCUGGACACGUUCCGCCAGACGGAUGAAGACUUUCUGAGGACGGCGUCCAGCCAGAAGCCGGCGUGGAAGGACGGCUCCACGGCAACCUGCGUGCUGGUGGUGGACGACACGGUGUACGUGGCCAACCUGGGAGACAGCAGGGCAGUGCUCUGUCGGAUGGAGGCGGGGGGCGCAGGGAGGAGGUCGCUGACGCUGCCGCUCAGCACAGAACACAACCCGACCAUCUACGAGGAGAGGAGGAGGAUCCAGAGGGCGGGGGGCACCGUCAGGGACGGCCGGGUGCUGGGGGUCCUCGAAGUGUCUCGGUCCAUCGGAGACGGUCAGUACAAACGCUGUGGAGUCAUUUCCUCCCCCGACACCAAGAGGUGUCAGCUCACAGCCAACGACAGAUUCAUCCUGCUGGCCUGUGACGGGCUGUUCAAGGUGUUUUCUGCUGAGGAAGCCGUUAAGUUUGUGCUUCACUUCCUGCAGGAGGGGACUGUGGAGCAGAAGCCGGGGCUGACGGAGGAGGAGGUGAGGUCUGAAGCUGCGUGCCAACGAUUGGCAAGUGAGGCGGUGAGGAGGGGCUGUGCCGACAACGUCACUGUGAUCCUGCUUUCCAUCAGCUUCUGAACACACACACACACACACACACCUCCUUGUUGAGUCUGUUUUGCAAUAAAAAGCUUCCCUUCGU
This is a messenger RNA of Pungitius pungitius (ninespine stickleback), 1431 nucleotides long. It is a transcript of the gene ilkap, whose product is annotated as integrin-linked kinase-associated serine/threonine phosphatase. Gene Ontology annotation, biological process: peptidyl-threonine dephosphorylation; positive regulation of canonical NF-kappaB signal transduction; negative regulation of canonical NF-kappaB signal transduction. NCBI's taxonomy places the organism in Eukaryota, Metazoa, Chordata, Actinopteri, Perciformes, Gasterosteidae. The record is from RefSeq and is a predicted model, not a curated record. Gene Ontology annotation, molecular function: protein serine/threonine phosphatase activity; cation binding. The transcript has 10 exons. Gene Ontology annotation, cellular component: cytosol; nucleus. Bases 264 to 1367 code for a protein of 367 amino acids.